Messenger RNA from Paramormyrops kingsleyae, 4325 nucleotides. It is a transcript of the gene alpi.1, whose product is annotated as alkaline phosphatase, intestinal, tandem duplicate 1. The record is from RefSeq and is a predicted model, not a curated record. NCBI's taxonomy places the organism in Eukaryota, Metazoa, Chordata, Actinopteri, Osteoglossiformes, Mormyridae. Gene Ontology annotation, biological process: dephosphorylation. Gene Ontology annotation, cellular component: plasma membrane. Gene Ontology annotation, molecular function: alkaline phosphatase activity.
GGUUACUAAAGAUUGACGUCCAUUCCACAGUUUCUCUGUAGGCAUUAAAUAUAAACUGAAAGAUAAUCGAUUCUCCUGUUUUAUCUAGUCAGUACAUGAAAUGUCCACAGGUAAUGAACAAAAUUGAACUUGUCAGCUGAGCAGAGGUCUACAUUAAUGUCACCACACACAGUUGUCUACCGUCUAGCAAACCUUCUUGUCCUACAGCAGUAUGUAGAUGAAAAGGACACACAGUGAAGGUCACGCUUCCUCCGCUUGUGCCGUUUGCCCCGAGUUCGUGAGGGUCUCCCCGUCACUGUUAUCACCUGCCGGAGUGACAGUGUGACACGUCUGCUGAGCAGUUGCUCUGCCACUUCUGUCAGAUGUGAAAAUGUUUGAAAAUUUAACGCCAGUCCCUCUUUGUAUUAAGUUAUAUCUGGAUUCCUCACAGCUUGCUGCUUGAUGUUUUAUGCCAGAGAGCCAUAAAAUUAUAGACAUCUGUGUGUGUUUGCUUAGAGCUCCUCUCCAUUUGACUUCUCACAAGGUCGUACUCUUAAGUGAGCUGCAUCUCUUGGACUACAUGUUUUUUAUGCUUCUUCAGUACUGGUAGACCCAGCCUGGACCUUGAAUAAUGUACACAAGUUAUCGUUGUGGCUGAAGGGAACAGUUUUAGACUAAAUUUUUCCACUUAUACCCAGUACUGAACUUUCAUAUGAACUUUUAUAGUAAAAGACUUAUAAUAAAUAAGACACAAGGGUAGUAUUCUACAUAUUUUGAAUUUCACGCAUGAGAUGAACAUUUUUCAUAUGUUCUGAAGAGAGCUGACAAUCUUUCAUUCAGCAUUGAACUUGGCAUUAAAAACAAAGAAUAGAGUCAAAGAUAUUAAAUCAAGGUACCUCUUUACAAUAAGGAUACCCUUUGCUACUUAUAAAUGGUACUAACUCAUUAAUAAGAAGAAAACCGUGGUAUAACUUGUUUAUAAUUGUCUAGUAAUGAUUUACAAAGUGUUACAAUAUAAUUAAUAACCUGCUUAUAAACCAUUCAUAAUCCCUUUAUAAGGGUAGCCUUAUUGUAAAGUGGCACAAAAUCUAUUAUAUGUAUAUGUUCUUGAUGGGAUUUCCCAAGUGGUGCAUUAAUUCACACGGUAAGCUAGGAUCCCUUAUGUUUAAUGCCACAUAUUUUUUUAUGCCUUAAAGUUGCUCCACGUUUUUGUAAACGUGUCAAGUAAUGUUUGUAAUUCAUAAACUAAAAGGGGUCCUUUAUUCUCUGUGUGUCUCACUGAAGCUAGAUCCUAUUAAAUUUAUCCUACGAAAAAACACCAGGCCGGCACGGUAGUUCGCUGGGUGUUAAGUUUCCCCUUUUUUGUGUUUGGAUUCGUGCAGGGAGGCCACAUCAUGUGCGGCCUUUCCCCCCUGCGGGGGACUUCCUUUCUUGCCCUAAUGGCAUGAUUGACCACACAUGCCUCCAAAUGACUCGUGGGCCACGGUUCAGCUUUCUGACUCACAGGCAGUGGCGCUGACAUCCUCCCCAGAAGCGACGCAGAGCUACCAUCUCCGCUCACGUGCGAGUCUCAUUCCCGGCUCCGGCUAGGACCUCCUGGCCCCAGCCCACCACUUUCACACAUAAAAGGCUGUUUUUGCGUAAAUUAGUUUAAUAGCCGCUCGGUCUGUAUUAUCUCAGGAGAAAAGAAUGCAAAACAAUGAGCUUCCCAGCAAACAAAUGUGAGUUUACUGCAUGAAAUACACAGGGGUGAUCUGAAAUAUAUUUCUGAUAAAAUACAGAGAAAUGAGAACAUUUCAGUAAUGUUGAUUCAGUCUUAAAAAUACAGAGAUAAAAUAGUUGCCUUUGCCGACAUAUAAUACUGUUUUUCUUAAGAAAAAGUAAUAAAAGAGACUUGUGCCAAAGUUUAGGCACAUGCCAAUACAAACCAGUCUGUUUUUUUUUCACUGAAAUUAACUGAAGCAUGGAAACGCAUGUUAGAGUAUUAACCACAUCAAAGCUUCAUGCAAAUUUCAACAAUAUACACGCCGAGAACGGAAAGCAGCGCUAAAAAACAAAAGGCCUCCAAGCAUGUAGUGUCUCAGUGCUGUGUGGUCCCGGCCGGCUUCCCCUUCCCCUGUCUUGAGCCUAUGAGCUGGCUGGGGGCCUCUCUUUCAACACACCCCGGGCUUUAAAAGGGCCAGGCUGGAGGUCUGCGGAGGCACUCGUGUCCUGCGCAGCUGUAGGAGGCUCUCAGAAGCGAUGCAGUCGGCGCAGCGCCGCCGUCCCGAUCGGCUGCUCCUGCUUUGCGUCCUGCUCGUUGUCCCCAGCGACGUGCAGCUCACAGAUACCCAGGAGAGAGAGCCAGCUUACUGGAAUGCCCAGGCCAGGGAGACCCUACAGACUGCGCUGAAGUUGCGUCCACUGGACCAUCGCGCUAAGAACAUCAUCUUAUUCUUGGGGGAUGGGAUGGGGGUGUCUACUGUGUCAGCGGCGCGCAUUCUGCGGGGGCAGAUGGAGGGCCACUCAGGGGAGGAGACGGUGCUGGCCAUGGACACCUUUCCGUACCUCGCCCUGUCCAAGACAUACAGCGUGGACAAGCAAGUGGCGGACAGCGCGAGCACGGCCACAGCCUACCACUGUGGCAUCAAGGCCAACGCCAAGACGGUGGGUCUCAGCGCUGCCGCCGUGCCCUACCAAUGCAACUCGACCUUCGGCAAUGAGGUGCAGUCUGUGCUGCACCGCGCCAAAGCGCAAGGCAAAUCGGUGGGCAUCGUGACCACCACGCGCGUCCAGCACGCCUCGCCGGCGGCUGCCUACGCCCACUCAGUGAGCCGCAGCUGGUACAGUGACUCCGACAUGCCCUCCAGUGCCCGGCGGCAAGGUUGCACGGACAUAGCCACGCAGCUGGUCGCCAAUACCGACAUUGAUGUGAUCUUGGGUGGGGGUCGCAUGUACAUGACGCCAAAAGGGACACCAGAUCCUGAGUACCCCACCUCCACCUCCCGCCAAGGGGACCGAAAGGACAAAAAGGACCUGAUAGAUGUUUGGCUGAAGGCCAGACAGUCAAGGAAUGCACAGUAUGUUUGGCACAAGGAGCAGUUUGAUGCUGUGGAUGUGAAAUCCACAGACAGCCUCAUGGGCUUGUUUGAGCCUAAGGACAUGAAGUUUGAGCUGUUCCGAAACAGCACACGAGACCCGUCCAUUGUCGAUAUGACAGAGAAAGCCAUUCACAUCCUCCGCAAGAACCCGAAAGGCUUCUUCCUCUUUGUGGAAGGAGGGAGAAUCGACCAUGGGCAUCAUGACGGUAUCGCUAAGCUAGCCUUGACUGAGGUGGUGAUGUUCGACCGUGCAGUGAAGAUCGCCUCCCAGCUGACGGACGAGUCCAACACCCUGACCAUCGUCACUGCUGACCACUCUCAUGUCUUCACAUUUGGAGGAAAUACCCCCCGUGGAAAUCCAAUAUUUGGUCUUGCACCCAAGAAUGCAGAUGAUAUGAUGCCCUUCACCAGCAUACUGUAUGCUAAUGGACCAGGGUACACACACAUCAAUGGGACACGAGCGAACAUCACAGCAGUGGAUUACUUGGAUGAGGAGUACAUGCAGCAGUCUGCGGUCCCCCUGGACUCCGAGACACAUGGCGGAGAGGAUGUGACCAUUUACGCCAAGGGCCCCAUGGCCCAUCUCAUCCAUGGGGUGAAGGAGCAGAACUACAUUGCCCACGUGCUGGCCUACGCAGCCUGCCUGGAGCCCUAUGCUGACUGCCCCUCUGACUCGGUGAGCCCCAGCAGGGCUGAACCUUUACGUCCCAAGUUGCUCCUGUGCUUAGCUGCCAUAAUGUGGCUUGUGCCUACAUGACAUCGGCUACCAUCGUCCCCUUCCCAGAGACAGUGUCUUCAGCACACCUUCCAAAAACUCCUGAAGGUAAUCAACAUACUCGAUGGAGAGUAUUACUCAGGAAAGUCUGACUUGAUCCAUUGUGUUUCCUCAUAACACCUGAGUUCUGAUUUCUGUGAGACACCAAGCAUUUUUAUAGUUACAUGAUGUUUAUGGUAUUUUGCAGACCAGCGUUAUCACAUGGGGGACAUACAGACACUAAUAAAGAAAUAAUGAAUGUUUAAGUUGUCAAAAUUUCAAGGUUGUUUCUUUAUAAAUAUCAGUUUAAUAGAUAUUGAAACACAACCUGUACAUCAGAAUGCAAUCCAGACUGAAACUAGUAUAAUUUUUUUUUUUGGAUCUGUUAUAGUAACUUGCUUUUUAAAUAAUUCCUACACAUGAUUACAAAAAGGGAUACAUCUCAUCAUCAUUUCCUUUUAUGGUAAUUUGAUGUACAAUAUUAUGUUUUGAAUAAUAAAAGGUUCUUAUGA